AUGGCGUUUAUCUCCCAAAAGGCUGAUUUUACUCUUCCACUUGUAGUCUUAAUCAGUGUCUCUGCGAUGUUCUCUUCAUCCCUUGCUGCUACCGAGGAAGCAAAUUCUCUGUUAAAGUGGAAAGCCAGCCUUGCAAAGCAAAGCAAAGCCAUCUUGUCUUCUUGGAAUGGCACUGAUCCUUGCAGUCAUUGGACAGGAAUUGCUUGUGAUGAAUCCAUGUCAGUUUUUGACAUCAGUGACAAUGAGUUUUCUGGAACUAUUCCCACCCAAAUUGGUAACUUGUCCAGUAUUUGUACAUUGAGUAUGACUCAUAAUUUCUUGAGUGGUUUCAUCCCUUCAGAAAUAGGGCAGUUGACUACUCUGAAUCAGCUUUUUUUGGGUGCAAAUAUUCUCAUCGGGCAAAUUCCCAAAGAAAUUGGGAGCUUGAGGGAUUUGAAAAAUUUAUCCCUUCACUCAAAUCAUUUGUCUAGUCCCAUUCCUUUUGAAUUCGAGAAUCUCUAUUCUCUCACAGGUUUGGAUUUUUCAAACAACAACUUGUAUGGCCCAAUACCAGCCUUCAUUGGAAACUUCACAAAUCUCACUUGGUUAAACUUGGGUUCCAACAGAUUUUCAGGAUCAAUCCCACCCUUUUUCGGAGACUUGGUCAAUUUACAAAACCUCUACCUUGGAAAUAACUCUUUUACUGGACCUAUUCCCCGUGAAUUUGAGAAUCUCUAUUCUCUCAUUGGUUUGGGUUUAUCAGCAAGCAACUUGUGUGGGACAAUACCACCCUUCAUUGGAAACUUGACAAAACUCACUGGGUUAGGCUUGAGCGCCAACAAACUUUCGGGAUACAAUAAACUUUCGGGAUCAAUCCCAUCCUUAAUGGGAAACUUAGUCAAUUUAGAAUUACUCUACCUCGGUAAAAACUCUCUUUCUGGACCUAUUACCUACGAAUUCAGGAAUCUCAAUUCUCUCAUUGAAUUGCAAUUGUCAGAAAACAACUUGUAUGGGCCAAUACCACCCUUCAUUGGAAACUUCACAAAUCUAACUAGGUUAGGCUUGAGCGCCAACAAACUUUUGGGAUCAAUCCCAAGCUCAAUGGGAAACUUGGUCAAUUUAGAAGAACUUUACCUUGACUUUAACUCUCUUUCUGGACCUAUUCCCUCUACCAUCGAAAAUCUAAAAAUGCUCAAGCACCUAUUUUUAGGAGUCAACAAGCUCAACGGGAGAUUUCCAAUAGAGAUGAAUAAUCUUACUUACUUGAUUAGAAUGGAAAUUCCUAAGAAUGAUUUGACUGGCUAUCUGCCUUAA
Prosopis cineraria is the source of this 1293-nucleotide messenger RNA. Its product is annotated as probable leucine-rich repeat receptor-like protein kinase At1g35710. Lineage: Eukaryota; Viridiplantae; Streptophyta; Magnoliopsida; Fabales; Fabaceae. Gene Ontology annotation, molecular function: protein binding. The transcript is spliced from 2 exons. The record is from RefSeq and is a predicted model, not a curated record. The coding region runs from base 1 to 1293 and encodes 430 amino acids.